AUGCAAACGCCAAUCCCGCCUUUCGCCACCCUCGGCUUCGUGUCCAUGUACAUGGUAACCUGGGAACUCGUCCUCAUCACGCUCUCCGCAGGUUUCAUCAGCGGCGGCUUCGCGGGGCUCUUCUGGGUCUACGUCGAAACUGCACACGGCUACGCCUCUAUAUUGGCGUCUCUCGCGGAAAUGGAGAGUAUGGCACUCAUGUCGGGGGUUAUUCAACGGGUUGGAUGUGAACGCUGGGGUGGCUGGCUUGUUUAG
This is a messenger RNA of Pseudomassariella vexata, 255 nucleotides long. RefSeq lists its product as uncharacterized. Lineage: Eukaryota; Fungi; Ascomycota; Sordariomycetes; Amphisphaeriales; Pseudomassariaceae. The record is from RefSeq and is a predicted model, not a curated record. Bases 1 to 255 code for a protein of 84 amino acids. The transcript is spliced from 2 exons.